UUGUCUGGUCGUGAAAGAGGCUCGACGUGUGACAGCCUCUCCCUCCAUCCUCAGCUGAUGAAGCCGCUGCCGGGGAGGAGAGAACGGAUCGGGGAUUCGGAAGGUCUCCGGCGAACAUUAAACUCAAACACAUCCAAACCGUCGAGCUGGAAGGAUCGUUUAUUUUUCCGUGUUCGUGUCGGGCUGUACCGGGGGCGGCUGCUCCAGCGGAGAGAUGCUGUCAUGCAGAGAGGCGUCAUUGAUUUAAAAGGGGGAAAAAUACAACAGUGGCAUCAACUGCGGAUUGUUUCUAAAUCACUGAGACGGAAAUAAAAGCCGGGUCGAUAUGACAACAAAUGUCUGCAUCGAGGAAGUGAAAAUGUAACCCGUGACAGAGAUACACUCACAUCCGCUCUGACUGGAAAUCUUCAGUGAAUUAACGCUGCUGAUCACGUUGUCACGGUGUCAAAUCAGCGUGAUACGACGAAAUUUGUGUUUCUGAAUAACAAGUAUUUAUGAUCAACCUCAAUAAUUUAUGUAGAGAAUGGAUUCAUCAUAAAGUCUCUGUCUGCCAAGACCAUUUUUACAAUUGAUUCAAUUGGAUUGAAGAUUCAGUAGCAUCCAAAAUAGUUCAGGGAAUGCUAUAAAUGUUUUAGGCAAAAUUUAUAUGAAGAUUUUAGAUUGAAAGUUUAUUCUUGGCCUUGGAAACAACAGACGACAAAAUCAUCUCUCAACACAAGGUCUAUUUAGUGGUGCUGGAGCUUUUAAUCACAUUACUCUGCCUUUAGCAGAAACCUGAAUUUUAAGGGUCAGCAGAUGGAGACUUCACACUGGAACAGGAGGGACCAAAGCUGAAAAGGGACAAAAAUACAUCAAAGCAUCUCUGCAGCAGAUUUUUAAAAACUCUUUAUAAUAGUGCAGUUGAUUUUUAGUUUUUAAAUUUUGUUAAAUUAGACUUUUUUCUGACACAGUGUUGGAUCAUUCCUGUACUUAAAGUUACUCUUGUGAUUUCAUCCUACAAUCCAAAGACACUUUUUACAUGUGUCAAAAGAAACUGACUUGAUUCCUAAGUGCUGCUAUAUCACUGGUAGUCAGUUCUCAUGCUGUUGUGAUGCUUGACGUGGUGAAGAUGAAGGAGGCGUGCAGAAUCUGCGCCCGCGAGCUUUGCGGCAACCAGCGGCGAUGGAUUUUCCACCCAACUGCCAAGCUUAACCUACAGGUACUACUUUCCCACGCUCUUGGCCACGAGCUGACCCGGGACGGCCGCGGGGAGUUUGCCUGCUCCAAGUGCGCCUUCAUGCUGGACCGCAUGUACCGCUUUGACACAGUCAUCGCCCGUGUGGAGGUGCUGUCUCUGGAGCGGCUCCACAAGCUGCUGCUGGAGAAAGACCGGCUUAGACAGUGUAUCGGAGGCUUGUACCGAAAGAACAACACAGAGGAUGAGAGCGUGGCUCCGUCUGGGUCUGUUGUAGGGGUUGUUGGGACUGAUGCAGUAUCUGAGGACUCGCCUGUGGUAGAUCUGUCAGACCUGCAGGAUGGAAAGUACUCAGAUAUGGUCCAGGAUGAUCUGACCUACUCUGUGUAUGAAUCUUGGGCUGAUAAGGAGGACUCAGCCGUGGACCACCACACGCAUCACCACCACCACCACCACCUGCAGUGCCCAAGUGCAGACCCUCUCUCUGGCCAGAAGCCGAGGCGGUGCAGGGGAUGCGCAGCGCUCCGUGUUGCAGAUUCUGACUACGAGGCUGUGUGUAAGGUGCCUCGUAAGGUUGGUCGCAGAAGCACCUCCUGCGGCCCAUCUACCCGCUACUCAGCAGCUACCCCGGGGGUUGAGGACCCUCCCAGAGCCUCUGGAGAGUCUGAAGCUACAACUGUUGCCUUUGAGGCCUCCUUAGCUGAGCUGGACACUGAUAAGACCAUGUGUGACCGGACGAGUCCCAGUCCGGCUUCAUCUGUAGAAUCUCUUGACACCGCCGUGGACAUAAGCUGCCCUCCUGUGAACCGCAAAGAAAGAGAAGAAACUGAACCAGAGGAGGCUCCAGUAAGAAGGGACACUCCAUGGGACAAAUCCCCAAGUGAGAGCUCUCUCUCUGGGCUUGAUAUGACGCUGAGCCUCCUGAAGAGCUGCGAGUACCGGCCAGUGAAGCCUCGAAGGGGCAGCAAGCUCCCAGUUCUGGUCAAAGCCAAACUGAAGCAAUGCCUGUUGCUGUCCCUGCCCACCCCGUUAAGGUCGCCUUGUGGAGGGGCAACAGACUUUGAGCUGUACCCCCACAGGCCUGUACCAGAGGUCGUGAUCCCCUGUCCCCAGCAGGAGCUGCAGGCAGAGCUGGCCGAGAUGGAGGAGCAGUGGUUGGAUGAUUAUGUUGAGUGCGGGCCGUUUCGCUUUCAGCAGAGGCUGAUCGAUGAGCAGCAGGGUCAGCUCAGCCAGUAUGAGAGUGCUGCAGGUCAGUGUGUCGGUGAACUGCAGAAGGCCCAGGACCAGGUCCGCUCACUCCAGGCCAAGAUCAGGGAGAGUGAGACCAGGAACCAGAAGCUGCAGGAGCGUCUCGGCGACAUGGAGCUGGAGCUGCGUUCAGCCCAAGAGGAAGCUCAGCGGCAGGAGCGAAACAUCCAGAACAUCACAGAUACUGCUAACUCCAAGGAGGCAGAGGCUGCAGAGCUGUAUCGGGUGAUUGAGGAACAGAAUAAGAUGCUGUGUUCUCUCAAAGAGCUUUCCAACCGCAACCAGCUGCAGCAGCUGCAGGUGGCGGGUGCAGACAGUAUCCGGGGUCAGGGUGAGGUCCUGGCUCUGCAAGCUUCUCUGUUCCAGGCCCAGCUGGAGCUGCAGGCCGGUCAGCGGGCGCAGCGGCAGGCGGGAAGGACGCAGGAGGACUUGAACCGAGCCCUGCAGAGGCUGGAGCAAGACCUGCAGGGGGCACUGCAGCACAGGAGAGAGACCGAGAGACACAACCAAGAUCUGCAGCUGGCUCUGGAGAAGACGCGAUCGGCCCUGCAGGAGAGAGAGGAGCAGCUGAGAGAGGCCGAGCAGGAGAGACGGAGGCAGGCUGAGGAGAGAGAGAAGACCAUCAGAGAGCUAAAGACGUCCCUGCAGACCAAAGAGCAGCUGAUUGAGGACUACUGUGAGCUGCUGGAGGAUCCAAAGGAGAAGAGAGACUCUCUGCUUCAGAAACUCCGCCAGCGUAUCAAGGAGAGAGACCGAGCUCUGGAGCGAGCAGUUGAUGACAAGUUCCGCUGUGUGGAGGAGAAAGAAGAGGAGACUCGUCGGCUUCAGCUGCUGCUUAGAGAGAAGGAGAGAGACCUGGAGAGGCAGCGCUGCGUCCUGGCAAACAACGAGGAGACCAUCACUAGUCUGGAGGUGCUGGUGCGUGGUAAGGCCUUGGAGCUGGAGCAGGUGUGCGACGCCUGGAGGAACGUCCAGCGGCAGCAGCAGGGGAGCGAAGAGAGACAGAGCAGCGCCCUUAGAGAGAGAGACAGCAUCAUCAGCCAGCUGCAGGCGGCGCUGCACGCUCGCACGCAGGAGGCUCAGGACUUGCGUUGCACCCUACUGGCUCAGAUCCAAACAGCUCCCAGUGACGUUCUGGAGGAGCUGAAGGUCCGCCUCCAGCUCAAAGACCGACUCUUCCAGGAUGUGCUGGCUGACCGGACCCUUGAGGCCCAGGAGCACCAAGAGCAGGUCCAGAAUCUGCUCCGAACCAUCAGCUCCAGGGACCAGUACAUUCAGGACUCUGCGGGCCGGCUCAGUGAGGUGAUGACGGAGCAGACCGGGAGGCUCCAGGAGCUCCGCAGACAGCUGAGCUCAGGUGUGGGGUCGAGGACAGACUCCGGAGCAGACUCUGCUGUGGAGCUCCAGGCCCUACAGGAGGAGCUGCGUCUGGCUCUGAGGAGGGAGAAGGAGAGCCAGGAGCUGAGCAGGAGUCAGGCAGGCAGGGUGGACUCCCUCACCAGGACGCUGUGUGUGAAGGAGGAGAUCAUCAGGGACUUCCAGAGGCAGAUGGCGGAGCCCUCAGCUCUCUCACUGGUGGAGCGAUUGACCCUGGAGGUUCAGGAGCUGAGGGAGAGCCUGGUCCAGCGGGACGGUCCCCCAGCGAGAGGCCCCAUCCUGGGCCGGGACCGGCCCAACAGCAGGCAGCCCGAGUUUGGAGAACUGAGCUCGGAGGAUGAAGACGAGGCCGAUGAUGAUUUGAACAGUGAGUGCACUGAGAGUGUUGAUGAAGAGGAGUCCAAACUGCAGUCUGUGGCCAACACCAAGAAUCCUGGAGCUUCAGGAAAGGCUCCAGCCCAGGAGCUGCUGUUUGAAGGUCAGGGACUGAUGGAGGUCAAGCAGCUGGUGGAGCAGAAGCGGGUGGUGGAGAGAGAGCUGGGAGAGCUAAAGGCUCAGCUGGAGAAGGCCGGCUUCUCCUCACUUUCCCAGAUGAGGAAAGCUCUGUUCAGCCUGCAAGCAGAAAACGGAGAUCUGAAGCAUCAGCUGAGUGAAAACCUGCAGCCUGACAGCGCACACACAGAUGAACAGAAAAUGUUGGACGCUGAAGAGGACGAGGACGAGGUUGAGGAGGAGUUGGAUGUCACCAUCGAAGGGGCGGAGGAGGAUGAAGAGGAAGAAAGCUCUGAGAUGUGGGAUGCCUGGGAUAGCGAGCUGUCUCUGUCACAGAGCAACAUCCAGAGCAGUGCUGAGCAGAGAGCCAACAGACCUGAGUCCCUGCAGCUCUCCAGCUCCUCACAGCAUGUCCUGGACAGCGAGCUGUCAGCGGAUCAGCAGCAGGGCGCCGCGUCCUCUACAAAGUGUGAGAAGACAGUUCGACUGCAGCAGAAGAGCAAAGAGCUGCAGGAGAGACUGAUGGUGUCUGAGGCCACAGUUCAGGCUCAGGCCGAGCAGCUCAAAGACUACAGAGAGCUGCUCACGGAGACUGCAGUCCAGCAGGACAGCAAGCAGAUCCAGGUGGACCUGCAGGACCUGGGCUAUGAAACCUGUGGCCGCAGCGAGAACGAGGCUGAGAGGGAGGACACCAGCAGCCCAGAGUUUGAUGAUCUGGAGAUGUGCACGUCUCUGGACUGUGGAUCCCAGUGGUGGCCCGCCGGCAGCAGCAGCAGCUCCUUCACUAAAACCACCACCCAGAGCUCCGCUGACGGAGACGAGAUGUCGUCUCUGCAGCGCCUUGUCGAGGACCUGCGCUCCCAGCUGUCCCGCUCUCAGGGGGUGAUCCGCGGCCUCCAGAGCCGGCUCCGCUCCCUCUCCACCUCCAGCGACUACGGCCCCUCCACACCCCGCAAGGUCAACUGGUCCUUCCAGGCCUCGCCCUCCCAGAGCGGGGCAGAGGACGACGAGGGCUGGCAGUCCUCAGACGGAGGUCCUCUGGCUUCGCCCCGUCACCCUCACCCAGAAAAGGGUCUGCAGGAGCUGGUGUCCCGCGUGGACGCACUGGAGGACCAGCUGAGGAAAGGAGGCAAGAAGGCUGUCAGCGAGGACGUAAAGUCUGCCACCUGGCCGGGUAAAUUCGACACUCUGAUCCAGGCUCAGGCCAGAGAGCUGUCUCACCUCCGCCAGCGGCUGCGGGAGGGUCGGGGCGUGUGCAACAUCCUCACCCAGCACCUGGGCGACACCACCAAGGCCUUCGAGGAGCUGCUGAGGGCCAACGACAUCGACUACUACAUGGGCCAGAGCUUCAGGGACCAGCUGGCUCAGAGCGGCGCUCUGGCACAGCGGGUCAGCGCCAAGAUCAGCGGACGAGAUCAUCCUGAAGAUCCAGAUGAGAAGACAGAGCUGCUCGCCAUCCGGCUCAGUAAAGAGCUGCAGCAGAAGGACAAGGUCAUUGAGUCUCUCCGCGCCAAACUAAACCAGCACCACCACCAUCAUCGCUCUGACACGCCCUGCAGCAGCCAUGCCCUCUCCGACACCACCGACCAAUCGGAUCGUAUCUCCUACGUGUCUGACGAGCAUGGAUCCACGCACGAUGAUCUGGAUCUUUGCUCUGAAAUGGAUGCUGCCAGCGAGCUCGGUCAGAAGGAAGCGCGCUCCUUAACCAGAGUCAGCACAGAUUGCCACUCUCACAGUGGCACCCUGUCCCAUCAUUCGUCUGUCCCUCCCUCCAUCGCCUCAUCCCACAGAGCCCAGUCCUGCCUCAGCUGUCCCAGCAUGCAUUGCCCCAGCUCACCACACAAACCCGCAGACAUGCAGAGUCAGACAGCUCCGGCCUCAUUCUUCACCUCUGCCCCCUUCCACCCUCCCCCUUCCUCCUCCACCUUCACCCAGAGGGCACCUUUGCCCUUCCAUGCCCACCCUGUAACCCCACGCACCCGUUACCAAGGCAACGGGGGAGUGGGUUUCUCCCUGGCUGAGGUGCAUCAGGAGCUGCAGAUGUUACAGAGGCAGCUGAGAGACACUGAGAGGUUUUCCACUCCUCAGUCCAAACCUCUUCAGGCUUUCCCGUUUGCCCACCAGCAGCCUGACCCGUCUGCCUUCCUGCCUCUGUCCUACCAUGGAUACCAGCCUUCUCCUUUCAGCAGCGCCACCAGCGGCGGUCUGGAUGCCAGCUCCGCAAUGAAAGCUGGGUCCAGUCUGCUGGAGAGCAGUGCAUUGUGGGAUUUGAGCUACGGUACCAGACCGGUGAGACUUGGAGCCGACUUGUCCUCAGGAUCCUCGGGAUACCAGUCAGGCACCAGCAACACAGGCUCAGACCUGAUGAAGGAGCAUCUGAGGGAGAUCAGGAGUCUCAGACAGAGACUGGAGGACUCCAUUCAGACCAACGACCGCCUCCGACAGCAGCUGGAGGAGAGACUGGCCCGCACCGCCACUGAGAAAGGUGCUCCUACCAACAUCUACAUCCAGGGUCUGGACUCUGUCAGCCAGCUCUCCAGUGAGAUCAGACUUCUGAAGGAGGAGAACAUCAGUCUGCAGAACCAGCUGAAGCAGGCCAGCAGAGAGAGCAGCAAGGAGGCGGAGCAGUUGAAGAAGGCGGAGCUAGAGGCAGAGAGGUGGGCGGAGAAAAGCAGGAAGCUGCAAGAUGAGGCUGAUGCUCGCAGCAAAGAGAUAGCACAACUGAAACUGGAUAGACAGAAGAACCAGGAGACCAUCAACAGACUCCAGCAUGAGUUGAGCGUCCUUCAGCAGCAGCUCUGUGAGAGCCGCAGUCUGGUCCACUCUCUGCAGUGUGAGCUGCAGGUGUACCACAGAGUUUGUGGAGUCGACACAAAUUCACACAAGGGUCAGGCCAGUGACAAUGCCAAACUUGGACUUAGCACUGCGACCUUUGACCCCAGAGAGCUGCACAUUCAGCUGGAGCAGCAGCUGAGCGGACAGGCGGACACACAGCCUCGAACCAGGAGACAGCUCUUCAAUGAAAAUGUCCCCUCACCCCCUGUGAGAGACACUGGACUGGUCAGUCCUUCCUCUCCUCUGCAUCCUGUGCAGAAACAUGCUGAAGCAGCCGAUCAAGCAGCCUCGUCCCUGCAGGGUCAAGCCCCAAACGGCUCAUUUGCCAGCCGUCAUGGCCGCCAUGCAGUGGGCCACAUUGAUGACUUCAAGGCUCUUCAGCAGCAGAUUCUGGAGGGCAGCGCUCUUCUCAACAAGAUGGAUGCUACCCUUUAUUCCCUGAGCACCCCUCAGGAGUUCAGCCUUCAUCAGCCUUCAGGCUCAGGUUCUGUCAGGAAGCUGCUGUCUGACAGUGAAACCCUGCGACAGAUCCUGGAGGAGGCCGACUCUCUGCUCCGGAUGUUCUGGAGAGCAGCUCUGCCAAACUGCGAGGAAACCAAACAGGUCUGAACCAAAGAGCAGAUGAAAGAUGAAACCAUAAAGUUUCAGUCAGUUAGUUAGGUAGUGAAGGAGUUUUUCUCUUGGUUGCUGCAAGUAGAAAAAAACUCUCACCCUCCCAGGGUGAGUACUAUGUUCAGAAUUCUUAAAAGCAACUCAAUAAACAGUAAAUAACUGAAUGUCCACACAGAUUUCGAAUUUUAAGUUCAAACCUUUUAGUGAAUCUUUUCAAGCAAACAAUGGGCAGUUACAGAGCUCUGGAUCAGAAAUGCCUCUCCCUAGCCGAUAACAUCAGCGAGUCAGCCUGCAUUCUGACAACCUGUUUUUCCCUGAUCCAGUAUUUUAUACUAUUACAAUGAGAAAAUGUGAAUGAAGGUAGAGUCAUCCUCUGGUUGGUUCCCCUCAUUAUCUGGCUCCCCUUUCAGCAUGGCAUCGUCUUUGGAUUGGUCAACUUCAAGGACAAUCCCUUAUUAGGAAUUGUUUCUCUCUUCUAGGUGUCCUGUUGAACAAAAUUAUAGACACCACACAUCCAUUCCCUUCUGACCCCCAUCCACUCCGCACAUCUCUUCCUCUUAUCUCCAUAUUUCAAGCUCUCUUCACGUCAUGCUCCCACUCUCACAACUGACCCCCAAGGUUAAACUAUCAUCCAGGACACUGAUUUAUGCAGCAAUAUAUCUUGUCUCUUAUAAGGAGUGAACAUGAACACUGAAUCAUAUACUUACAUACUCCAACAUUAGUUAGUCAGUCAUGUUAUAGGAGGUGAACUAGUUUCAGCAGGUAACAGUUGAAUCACUGGAGUCUACAGCAGUUAGUGUCAGACCUUCACAACCUGCCAAACGUUAGACACAUAGCAGAACUUAUUAUGUUUAAAGAAAUAGAAGAAUUAGUAUGAGACAGCUUUGAGAUGUUUUAAUGUGAUGGUUUGUAAAGUCUACAGAUGAACUUCAUUUAGGAGUUUGUCAUUUUCAAAUGUCAUCAAAUGUAUGAUAAUAAUAAGGACUCGAUCAUGUACUAAAUAACUUCCUAAAAUAGGGAUCUUUGUGCACAAAACAAUUGUUUAUUUGCUUUCUACUUUGAUCCCAUAUGUUUUUGGCUAGCAGUGAUUGGUUACGUACAUAAAGUCUUUACCAGUAGCCACUGAUCUCUUAUACAUAUACCUGGAUUUU
Messenger RNA from Plectropomus leopardus (leopard coralgrouper), 8889 nucleotides. NCBI's taxonomy places the organism in Eukaryota, Metazoa, Chordata, Actinopteri, Perciformes, Serranidae. The record is from RefSeq and is a predicted model, not a curated record.